AUGCCUUUGGAAUCAGCAGAGCAAAACACCACAAAGCCAGCCAAGCCGAAGGAAGACAAACUCGACCCGAAGCUAGUGGGCAUGUCUGUUGGUGUCAAGAACCUCUAUGCUGGCAAGGAAGAUCGCAGAGGUCGCUUCCAGUGGCAGGAGACGAUACCAGAGGAUCUUGUACCACCCGCUGAGAACGCCGAGACUCAAAAAUGGGCCUUCAUCGCGAGAUACAUCAAGGUCUACGGCGAUCCUCGUCGUACGCUGGCGUUGCACUCGAUUGUCAUCCAGUCGCCAUUGCUCAAGAAAGUUCUUCAGGAUGUUCUAGCAGACUACCCAAACGUCACCGUGGGCCUGCAAAGACUGGAAUUCAGUGGAAAGUUUGAGUGUCUGAUUCAUCGCUUUCCUGAGCUUGACUCGAAAAUUGAGAAGCUCCAACAUGAAACGGAAUUGAGCUUGAAGCACACCCAAAUUCUGCGCGAUCUUUUGUUCGACGAAUUCCAAGUCCUCAUUGAAUCCUCACGCGACAUGAAAGCACAAGGAGUCAUGACAUACGAGGCUCUCUGGACAAUCUUCGAGCCAGGCACUCUCGUUUACGCGCGCGAAGAAGGCCAAGAUCGUGUCUUCAACAUGCUAUCAAGCAAAUAUGGCGUUGACAAGGAUGAUAAGCCGGUCUUUUCGCUCAAAAUCCGUUUCAUCGAUUUCGACGGCACUAAAUUCGGCUGGACGGUGGCCAGGAUCAACAUUCCCGAGUUCCAAGGCACUUGUCCGAUUGCCUCGCUUGCUGCAUAUCCUGUCGAGUACCAUAGUGAUGAGGCCAACCUGCUCAAGACGCUCAUCAAAAGAGGCUCUGCUGUCGAGUCGCUGGUCGGCACUCACUAUCGUGCUUACGAUGGUAUCGGUCACAAGCUCGACAUGUACGGCCAGAAGGAGCGCCAUAGCGUCAAGGGCAGAAUCAUCGUCGAUGCCGUCGGCUGGAAUCGCUACAUGCCUAACCAAGCCAUUUACACUUCAACCCUGGGUAGUAAAGGCACCGACAGAACGACUCACAACUCUCGUGCCUUGUUCCUCCCGACAUUUGGAGAGUCGCUCGAGGAAGGAAUUGGUGGAGGCAUGCCUCUCGAUGGUCAUUUUGGAGAAGGAGAUGAUCUCAAGAAGCUUCCGCCACUGACUGACGAGCAAAAGAUUCUCUGUACUCAUCUGAUUCGAGGCUACGCCUUGAAGGAGAAGAUGUGGCUCAACCUCUUUGUCGGUUCUGUGCAAGAUGUCUCUUUCAACAAGGAAGCUUUUGAUUCGCUAGUCUUGCCUGAAGACACAAAGGAACUCAUUCUUGGCUUUACCUGCACACAACAGGCGACGCGAAUUGCUUACGACGAUGUUAUCCAGGGGAAAGGUCGUGGUAUAAUACUGCUGCUAUGCGGACCUCCUGGAGUUGGCAAGACUCUUACUGCUGAAAGUGUGGCCGAGCAUAUGCAGGUUCCGCUCUUUGUGAUGUCUGCUGGAGAUUUGGGUAUGGACUCCAAGCACAUCGAGGCGCGUCUGCUCUCCGUUCUUGGUAUGUGUACACGCUGGAACGCCAUCUUGCUCUUGGACGAGGCCGAUAUCUUCCUGGAGGAGCGCAGUCGUCAUGAAGUCGAGCGCAAUAAGCUUGUCAGCAUUUUCCUGCGCGUGCUUGAAUACCAUGAGGGCAUCAUGUUCUUGACCACCAACCGCGUCUCCACCUUCGAUCCAGCCUUUCAAUCACGCAUCCAUAUCAGCAUCGACUACCCCGAGUUGUCGCCCGACAGCCGUCGCAAGAUCUGGGAAAACUUCCUCAGCCGCCACAACGAUGCCCAAGCUGCUGCCCGUCUCACACAGCCCAGAAAUCCUAUCUCCAAACAGGAGAUACGCCAGCUCUCGCUACUCAAGAUCAACGGUCGUCAGAUCAAGAACAUGCUCAAGACUGCUCAACUGUUGGCAAACCACAAAGCUGAGCCUCUCGCUCACAAGCAUAUUAAGACUGUGCUCGAUGCUACUCAGCAUCUUCACAAUGCAAACAAGGUUACUGAAGAUGCUCGCAGCAGCAUUUUCAACUAA
This is a messenger RNA of Aureobasidium melanogenum CBS 110374, 2064 nucleotides long. RefSeq names its product P-loop containing nucleoside triphosphate hydrolase protein. The transcript has 3 exons. The record is from RefSeq and is a predicted model, not a curated record. NCBI's taxonomy places the organism in Eukaryota, Fungi, Ascomycota, Dothideomycetes, Dothideales, Saccotheciaceae. Gene Ontology annotation, molecular function: ATP binding; ATP hydrolysis activity. The coding region runs from base 1 to 2064 and encodes 687 amino acids.